Molecule: messenger RNA, 1259 nt
Organism: Limulus polyphemus (Atlantic horseshoe crab)
Lineage: Eukaryota; Metazoa; Arthropoda; Merostomata; Xiphosura; Limulidae
Exons: 5
Coding region: 423-1259 (278 amino acids)
Biological process (GO): adenylate cyclase-activating G protein-coupled receptor signaling pathway; cAMP biosynthetic process; adenylate cyclase-inhibiting G protein-coupled receptor signaling pathway
Molecular function (GO): adenylate cyclase activity
Source: RefSeq, a predicted model, not a curated record
UGCACUUUAGUGGUAAAUUAAUGUACAGAAUUUUUUGUAGCGGUACUGUUAUUCAUGAAGUGUAUCUCUUACCAAAUACCUUAACUGAACUAAGUACAUCUUCAUAACGAAGUUUCCGGAUUAACUUUAACUUUAAGACCGAUGCAGGAUUCACUUCAUUUAUUCAUCUUGUAAGUUGUCCAGCCAGGCUAUCUUUCAAAAGUUAGUUUCAAUUGUUACAGUAUUCCAACUUUUAGUACUUCUAUAGUUUUAACUCCGAAUGCAAGGGCGUGGAGUUCAGACUCACCCAAUGUGAGAUGAGGACAAGUUAGAUUUUAUCAUGUCAUUAAAUUGUAUGCCUCACACUUCUGCCAAAGUAUUUGUGAAUAAACGAAGCUCAUUUGACACAACUGGAACAUGAAGCCGUCGCUGGAUAUAAAAUAAUGUCAGGGAUUGAAAUAGUAACUCGAAAUAGCCUUUCGUCUUUGAGGAGUAGUAGCCAGGCCGGACUAUUGAUAGAAAACUCGGUUUUUGACGACCUAGACGACCGCAACUGGUCGUGGCAAUACCUAAAGGAUCAGUUUCAACAGAAAGGAGCGGAAAGUCUGUUCUACAAAUAUCAAGCACGUGUGCAACACGCGCUUUAUGUUGGGUUUCUGAUGCUGAAUAUGGUGUACUACGCUGCUUCUAUAUUCUUAUUAUUUCUUCUGUCACAGGAACCAAGUGAUAUCAUUCUUGAAGUUUCUCUUCGACUUGUUGGACUGGUUACCCACCUUAUUCUUUUCAUUCUAGCUUAUAAAGAAUCAUUAUUUCAGACCAGUCGAGUAAGACUGAUAGUGUCCUGGUUUACUGUGCUCAUAAUGAUGUGUAGUGAAUAUGGCUGCAGUGUCAAUGACUUAGUUACCAUGUGGGAUCAACCAACUAAAAUUUUCCAUCAAGUACGAUCAACAUUCUAUAUAAUACUAUGUAUAUAUGUUAUGUUACCAUUUCCUAAAAAGUAUCAAAGUGCCACAGCAUCUUGUACAGUGUCAUUGGUAGAGGUUAUUUUAAGUUGGCUGGAGUAUCAUAGCUUCAAAUCAAAACCAAAGUCUUUUGCCAUCAUGCUUGCAGCAGAUGUGGUGUUUUAUGUGGUAAUUUGUGUUGUUGGUGUAUCUUUGAGGCUUCUUCUCGAACUAAUGUGUCGUCGAGCCUUUAUGGACAGACGAGAAUGUAUAGAGUCAAUAUUUUUACUUAAAAAGGAGAAAGAGCGAGAGGUAACUAUAUCUGUUCUUUCUAUUUAG